AUUCAACACGGCCAAAGACGGUUUCCUCUCCCUCCCAGAACUGAAACGCAUGAUGGAGCAGCUGGGCGCCCCUCAAACUCACAUCGGCCUGAAAGGUAUGAUCAAAGAAGUCGAUGCAGAUGGUGAUGGAAGACUGUCAUUCGCAGAAUUCAUGAUGGUGUUCAGAAAGGCCAGAGCUGGGGAACUGGAAGAGGACAGCGGAUUGGGCCAAUUGGCCAGGCUCACUGAGGUCGAUGUGGGUGAGGUCGGAGUUACUGGGGCCAAGGAGUUCUUCGAGGCCAAGAUCAACGAUUUGGCGAAGAAAAGUAAAUUCGAAGAAGAGCUUCGUCAAGAACAAGAAGAACGGAGGAGGGAAGAGGAAGAGCGUGCAGUCCGUAAAAGGCAAUUCUUAGAAAAAGCUGCUGUUUUUAAAUUAAAUGCCUGACUCCCCAAGGUUAGUUUUCACGUAUAUGGAAUAUAGAAACCUUCCACAGCAUAAGUCAUUUGCGAGAUCUUGACAUUUUUUUAUCUAUGUAACAUUAUUUCAUGUAUAUAUGAUUAUUUUUUUUAUUGUAGAACUAUUCUAUCAGUUUGUUAUUUUGGCUAUGUGUAGUUUGAUUGUUUUAAGCUUUUUAUGACGUUGUUUGUGUUGAGAAUCUAUUUCUAAAAAAACAUCUACUUUUUAAUUAUCGGAUAAAUAGUAUUUGAGUGUACGUGGCGUGGCAAAUAAGUUCCGCAAAUCUUCUAUCAAACUCUCUUUCAAAAUUUCCUCCUACGAUUCGGAGUAUCAUUUGCUUACAAAAAGUACGGGUACAAAGAAGAUGUAGGCGUGGUGCUCUACGGGUCAACUCCUUAGGACCUAAGAAGUUUGCAUGUAGAGUAACAUGGUUCCAGUUUCAUUGACAACACAGGCUGACAAGAUUCUUACCUUCCCGAAGGUUAUGGUCCAAAUCUGACUUGGAUUUAAUUUCCAAGAUAUCCUAACCUAAAGGUACAAAAAUAGCGAUUUUUGCUUAUAUUUUUUUUCAAAAAACCAUCUUAAAGAAUAAGACUUGCCAUUUCAAAUGACGUUGAGUUUGCUUUAAUAUCUUUUUUUUUAGCUGAGAUAUGGCGCUUUGAUAUUUUAAUUUUUCUGUAUUUCACUAUAUUUGGUACUCUACACGUUAUGAUUACAUGUACAUUAAAGUUGUGGUUAUAAUACACCAAAAAUUUAAUAAGAAUAUAUUUAAGACCUGUCAAAUAAAACAACCCAUAAAUGCUCAACAUCAAAUCCAUAAAAUAACUAAAACAUACGGAAACCACAACUCACAAUCCGGAUUUUAUUGUUGGCAUCCGGAAAACAAAAUUUGCGCCUUUUGCACUUAUUGGACCAAUUAGAAGGCGUCUUUGAAGUAAUGGAUCUAAUGAAUUUGGUCGAUUUCUUGUAAAAUGCCCAUCGGACUAGAGCAAAACAUACUUUUUUAUACUUGAACCACCACGAAGGUCUAAACAUACAUGGGUACCGUGGGCCUAUAGGGGGUACAGGCGAAAAGGGGGGACGCCUCAAGCAAGGGAACACGUGUACAACAUUCACACAUUUUGGCCCCGCCUCAGAGAUCCGCCCGGUGGUACCUCCGAGUUCGACAGUCAGAGAGCGUCUACCACCUCAUUUUAAAUAAAGAAAUACUUUACAUAUCAUAUGAAUCAGCUACAAAAACCUUUUUUCAUUUGUAUCCGGACACAAAUUCGACCAAUCAAAAAGAAGGAUUUGCAUGUAGUCGCGAAUUCUGCAUGAUCAAUUAUUUGAAGACAAAUAAAAUUACAGAAUGUUUAUUCUUUAACAACCAUCAACCAUCAAUAAUCGUAUACAAAGAAAAAACAAAUUAAAAAUGAAAAUCAAAUAGCGCAAGAAAUUUCUGUAAACUUUGUAGUAUACGGUAUUUAAACGAAUGCUACUAAAAAUCUCAAAAAUCCAUUCAGUGGACCCGGGUUCCGGUCUAACUAGAAGCUAAAAGUAGGGUUCCCCAUGUCUAGAUAGACGAUGAGGAAUGACCCAGUGUAGGUAUUUCUUGACUGGAAUUUAAUUGUCACUCCACGUAUGAUCAGUCCACAUUUUUCUUGAGAAACUAGUCUUGAUUUCUACUUGAUUUCAUUGACAGUGAAACAUUUUAUGUCGCAUUGUCUUUCUGAUUCAAAAAUUGCAUAAGUUUAAAUGUUUGUGAUAAGAGUAUGUGCAUUAUUUUAAUUACAAAUAUUUUUAUUUUUGGUAGAUGCUAUGAAGGAACUUAUACAUAUUUAUUUAUAUUUUGACUUUUAAAUGAUACGUUUUACGAUUACUAGUUAUGAGCUGUUCCAUUUUUCACGUUCUUUUAUAAAGAAUAUGUACACUAUGAUAUACUAUUCUUUCUUUUUUUCUUAUUUCUUUGACCUUUUUCAUGUAUAUUUGAGUUUUAAAUGUGAUAUUUAUAGUUUGUAGAAAAGACGUGAAUUAUCUCAAGAUAUAUUGAAGCUACAAUGUGCCUUUUCAAAAUGAAGCAUUUUUAUUUCUUUAUCAAAUGGGUUGAUUCAAGUACCGACAUCUCUGUUAUGCAGUGGUGUCAUCACCUGAAUGCGCCCGAUAUGCACAUUUACUGCGUUGAGAUAGUUCACAUUGCAAUAAUUAUUGGGUUUUUAGUAAAUGUAGGUUAAGGGAAAAUUGUUAAUUUUUAUAAAAAAAAUAAAUAUGUGCAAUCUUCUUAAAGUUGCGUUUCUAUUCCAAAAGAGUUGCUCCGAAAUAUGUGCAAUAAGUUGAUAGAAUGUAAAAUUACCUUCAGUACAAUUCCACAAACUCGUGCGUUAGUGGUUUUGAAUUAAUGAAAACAAUGUGCU
Molecule: messenger RNA, 2826 nt
Organism: Acanthoscelides obtectus
Lineage: Eukaryota; Metazoa; Arthropoda; Insecta; Coleoptera; Chrysomelidae
Source: the annotation of a GenBank genome assembly